AUGUCAGGUGCUCUGGCGUCCUUGGUCGGCAAGAGAAUUUUAGCGGAAUCAGCGAGGAACCAUUUCGGCCAAGAGGAUCCCUAUUUCGAAGAAGUUCCGGCAUCACGACUCUACCGAGCCUUCGGCAAGAAGACACGGAAGAGACAAAAAGCAAUUCCUCCAGGCCUCUCUGAGAAUGACCGGAGAGUCCUCACACAGGUGAAACGCAGGGCGUACAGACUAGACUACUGCCUAUUCAAUCUGUGCGGUAUUCGCUUUGGCUGGGGCAGUGUUAUUGCGCUGAUUCCAUUCCUCGGUGAUGUCGGCGAUACCGCCCUUGCCAUGAUGGUCGUAAAGAACUGCGAGGAGAUUGACGGGGGGUUACCAGCACGGCUCAGGAUGAUAAUGAUGAUCAAUGUGCUGAUCGACUUCGUUAUCGGUCUGGUCCCAUUCAUAGGGGACGUUGCAGACGCUGUGUACAAAUGUAACACAAGGAACGCUGUCAUUCUAGAAAAGCACUUGCGAGAAAAGGGGGCGAAAGUGCUUAAGGCGCAAAGUCGAACUCCGGAAGGGAUCAUUGAUACCAGCCUGCCCGAGGAAUUCGACAGAUAUGACCAGAGUGCCUCGGACGAACCGCCUAGAUACGAGAGCCAGGCACAAACGGGACCUGCUAGGCCGGAGCCUGCCAGGCAUCCGAAGAGAGACCGGUCGCAGAAAGGGUGGUUUGGUAAAUCGUCCGAUCGAGCAGGUGACUUGGAGGCUGGAGUGGCGGAUAACUCACAAUCCCGUGUCUGA
Messenger RNA from Aspergillus fumigatus Af293, 774 nucleotides. RefSeq names its product DUF4112 domain-containing protein. The record is from RefSeq and is a predicted model, not a curated record. NCBI's taxonomy places the organism in Eukaryota, Fungi, Ascomycota, Eurotiomycetes, Eurotiales, Aspergillaceae.